UUAGAGUGAUAUGGAAGGAAGAAAUGUGAAAAAUGGUGAUACUAAUAAUAAUAAGAUAGUGGGUUCUUCUCUAAGUAUAGAGAAGAACCCAAUAUCACCACCAGAGGCUAGUUCCCUUAAGAAACUAGCCCUGGUGGCUUCGAUUGCGGCCGGGGUCCAAUUCGGGUGGGCGUUACAGCUCUCCCUAUUGACCCCGUACGUACAACUUUUAGGCAUCCCACAUACGUGGGCUCCCUAUAUAUGGUUGUGUGGUCCAAUCUCGGGAAUGAUUGUUCAACCCACAGUGGGUUAUUACAGUGACCGUUGCACCUCUAAAUUCGGCCGACGCAGCCCCUUUAUUGCAGUAGGGGCUACGUUGGUUGGAUUCGCAGUUUCCCUUAUCGGCUUUGCAGCCGAUAUAGGACAUGCGACAGGGGAUCCAAAUGGUAACGUACCAAAACCGCGAGCAAUCGCGGUUUUCGUCGUUGGAUUUUGGAUCCUAGAUGUAGCCAACAACACCCUGCAAGGUCCAUGCAGGGCGUUGUUGGCUGAUAUGGCAGCCGGUUCUCAAGCAAAGACCCGGUAUGCCAAUGCAUUUUUUUCCUUCUUCAUGGCAUUAGGAAACAUCGGCGGAUACGCCGCUGGUUCCUAUAGUCGUCUUUAUACCGUCUUCCCAUUUACUCACACAAAAGCUUGUGACACAUAUUGUGCAAAUCUUAAAUCUUGCUUUUUCAUCUCAAUUACACUCCUAAUCGUUCUUACAAUACUGGCGCUCUCAGUUGUUCGAGAGCGCCCAUUCACUUUGGAUGAAAUACAAGAAGAAGAAAAUCUUAAAAACAAUACAGGAGGAUGUGCAAGAUUACCAUUUUUUGGACAACUUUUUGGUGCACUAAAAGAUUUACCUAAACCUAUGUUAAUCCUUCUUUUAGUAACAUGUUUAAAUUGGAUUGCAUGGUUUCCAUUCUUGUUAUUUGACACAGAUUGGAUGGGUAAAGAAGUUUAUGGUGGUACAGUUGGUGAAGGAAAAGCAUAUGAUAUGGGAGUUCAUGCUGGAGCCUUGGGAUUAAUGAUUAACUCAGUUGUUUUGGGUAUUAUGUCACUUGGUAUUGAAAAGUUAGCUCGUUUAGUAGGAGGUGUUAAGAGAUUAUGGGGCAUUGUUAAUCUUAUUUUAGCUGUUUGUUUAGCAAUGACAAUAUUAGUUACAAAAUCUGCCGAGCACUACCGUGCUACACACCACGUACCGGGUGCUAUUGGACCGCCGUUGCCGCCUCCCGGUGUUAAGGGUGGCGCGUUGGCUAUCUUUGCCGUGCUUGGUAUCCCACUUGCGAUCACUUUCAGUAUUCCUUUCGCACUGGCUUCAAUUUUUUCAGCAUCUUCCGGAUCAGGACAAGGUCUCUCUCUCGGAGUUCUCAACCUGGCAAUUGUUGUUCCUCAGAUGUUUGUGUCGGUAACAAGUGGCCCAUGGGAUGCAUUGUUUGGUGGGGGAAAUUUGCCAGCAUUUGUGGUGGGAGCCGUCGCAGCAACGGCCAGUGCCAUCCUUUCCUUUACUUUGUUGCCGUCUCCGCCGCCGGAAGCCAAAAUCGGAGGGUCAAUGGGUGGCCAUUAAAAAUAAAGAGGCCAUUUUAAUUUUUAACUUUCUUUUUUAUCUAGAGAGAGGAAAAAACGAAUGGAAGCUUUUAAUUUAUUAUUCCAUUCGCCGUGUAAUUUUUCUCUCUACUUUUUUUUACUUUACUGCGACGUGUUUUUUUUUUUUUUUGAGAUAAGGAAAUGUUAGAGAACGGGGGAUCAGCAAGAAAUUGCCCGCGUAUAAAUACCAUCCCUCUUUGUAAUUUUCAGUGAUAUUUGAUAGUCAGAAAUCAAAAAAUUAAUCAAAA
Beta vulgaris subsp. vulgaris (sugar beet) is the source of this 1853-nucleotide messenger RNA. Its product is annotated as sucrose transport protein. The record is from RefSeq and is marked provisional. NCBI's taxonomy places the organism in Eukaryota, Viridiplantae, Streptophyta, Magnoliopsida, Caryophyllales, Amaranthaceae. Gene Ontology annotation, biological process: sucrose transport. Gene Ontology annotation, cellular component: vacuole; plasma membrane. Gene Ontology annotation, molecular function: sucrose:proton symporter activity.